UAUAUAAAAUAUCCGCCUCCUCGUUCUUCUUCCCGUAACCCAAGUACUAGGAAAAACCAAAAAAACUAAAAGAUGUCUGUGACGUCAUCGUCAGAUCCGGAGCUCCGCUCGCCGCUGCUCCAACCUUUUCUAAAGCAAUCGGAACCCGAGAAGCUAACCAUAGAUGAUAUGCUCCAAAAGCACUGCGGCGAAUUCGGGUGGUGGCAAUUGCGCCACUUUGUGCUAACGAGCUUGGCUUGGGCACUGGAGGCGUUCCACACCAUGGUAAUGAUAUUUGCAGACAGAGAACCGGAUUUCAGAUGUUUGGGACCGGGUUGCGAUGCGACGGCGAAGAGUGUUUGUAGAUUUGAACCGGGUUCGUGGGAGUGGGUUGGUGGCCUGGAGAGUUCCACGGUAGCACAGUGGGGUUUGUUCUGUGGACAGAAGUUCAAGGUCGGAUUGGUUCAGUCCGUUUUCUUCGGCGGCUGCAUGAUUGGUGCUGGGAUAUUUGGCCAUCUCUCAGACUCCAUACUAGGAAGAAAAGGCUCUCUAACAGUAGUUUGCAUGUUAAAUGCUUUAUUUGGUUGCCUAACUGCAUUAGCACCAGACUACUGGACCUAUCUCCUUCUCCGUCUCCUCACGGGUUUCAGCAGCGGAGGCGUCGGCCUCUGUGCUUUUGUCCUUGCCACUGAGCCUAUCGGCCCCACGAAGCGUGGUACCGCCGGCAUGUCCACAUUCUAUUUCUUCUCAACUGGAAUAGCCAUAUUAUCAGGUGUAGCAUACAUUUUUCGUUCCUGGCCGCAACUCUACAUUGCCUCCUCUGUUCCUUCCAUUCUAUUCCUUGUCACUGUCCUUCCUUUUAUCGCUGAGUCCCCACGAUGGUACCUUGUUCGUGGGAAAAUCAACGAGGCAAUGAAACUAAUGAGCAAGAUUGCUAAAUCGAAUGGAAACCACCUUCCUGAUGAUGUUAUCUUGGCCCUUGAUGAAGAAGCAAACAAAACUUCAAGCAACGACCAGAGUUGCGCUGAAGAACCUGCAACAAAUAAAGAAGCAAUAACAGGUUCUCUCAUUGAUGUAAUCCGCUCACCACUCACCCGUGUCCGGUUGUUUCUAACUGUGGCGAUUAACUUACUGUGCUCUGUCGUGUACUAUGGGAUUAGCUUAAAUGUUGUGAAUCUUGAAACCAACCUCUACUUGAAUGUGCUGCUUAAUGCAGUAGCUGAAAUGCCAGCAUUCACUAUAACAGCACUUCUGUUGAACAAGUUCGGGAGGAAACCAUUGGCAAUUGGAACACAGUGGUUCAGUGGGAUAUUCUGCUUGAUGGGAAGUUUGAUGGGCAAUGCUGGGAUAUGGAAAAUCAUGAGAAUGAUUUGUGGGAUUUUGGGUAUAUUUGGGAUGGCUGGGACAUAUAAUUUACUGUUUAUAUACACAGCCGAGUUGUUUCCAACAGUAGUGAGAAAUGCAGCUCUUGGCUGUGCUACGCAGGCAGCACAAAUGGGGGCAAUAUUGGCACCAUUUGUGGUGGUUUUGGGGGGUGCAUUGCCAUUUGCGGUGUUUGCAGUAUGCGGAAUUAUGGGAGGAUUGCUUGCAUUUUGCCUGCCGGAGACAUUAAAUCAGCCAUUGUAUGACACAAUGAGUGGAAUGGAGGAUGGAGAAAGUGGUUGGAGAAGCGUUUGAAGUGAAGUUAUGUAUUUAAAGAAUUUUGUUUCUAAGAGCUUUUCAAACCUCUGAAAUUACUGGUAAGAAGCUAAUUAAUUAAUUAAUCAUUGAUUGA
This is a messenger RNA of Hevea brasiliensis (rubber tree), 1753 nucleotides long. RefSeq names its product organic cation/carnitine transporter 4. Gene Ontology annotation, molecular function: transmembrane transporter activity. The record is from RefSeq and is a predicted model, not a curated record. Lineage: Eukaryota; Viridiplantae; Streptophyta; Magnoliopsida; Malpighiales; Euphorbiaceae. Gene Ontology annotation, biological process: transmembrane transport. Gene Ontology annotation, cellular component: membrane. Bases 73 to 1656 code for a protein of 527 amino acids. The transcript has 2 exons.